AAAGUGACUGAAAGUAAACCAUCUGCGUGUGAAAAUGCGGAAAAGCGUGUGUUUGCUGCUUCUACUGGCGGCCACCUGCAGCGCAGGACCAUUGAGCGCCCAUCAGAAGAGAAAAGCGCCGGUGACUCGUGAGGAACCUGUGCCCGUUGAGGUGGAAAUGCCGGAACAGACUGAAACCGAGGUCGAAUCCUCUCCGGCGGAACCCGCCUCCCUGGGAACCCUCACCCUGCCCAGCAAUGCCACCUCCAUUCGGUCGGACAUCACGGAUAACUUCUCGUGUGCCAACAAGACGUAUGGAUACUAUGCGGAUGUGGAGAACGACUGCCAGAUCUUCCAUGUGUGUUUGCCAGUCACCUAUGCCGAUGGCCGGGAGAACACCUUCCGCUGGAGCUUCAUCUGCCCCGAGGAGACGAUCUUCAGUCAGGAAUCCUUUACCUGCAUGCGACGCGAGGACAUGACCAUCGAGUGCGAGGAUAGUUCUAGGUACUACGAACUGAAUGGCAACUUUGGUGGUGCUCCCGAGGAGGAGAGCAAACCCACUCCAGUAGAGAGUGAGCAUAUGGAGGAGGAGAAGGAGGAGGAGGAAUCCAAGCCAGUUGAGGCGGAACCAGAGCCAGAGCUUCCUGCAGAACCAGAGGUCCAGACUGCCAAGCCCAUGAAACCAGUCAAAGUGCAGAAGCCCAAACCCAACCGAAGGAAGCCUCAGCCGCAGAGGAAGGUUCCAGUUACCGUGACAGCUGCUCCCGAAGUAGAAGCUGCUCCGGAGGCAGUUGCUCCUGCUGUCAAGCCACAGCGAUUCUCCAUUAGACCCAACAAGGAGAGGCCGCAGGGAAUCAAACCAGCAAUUGCUGCCCCUCCCCUGCGAAAUGACCUCUUCAAUGGCAUCCGCAAGCGUCCAGCGAUCUUCAACAAGCCAACGACUACAGUGAAACCUGUGGAGGAGGUGGUGGAAAGUGAACCUGCUGCUACGGAAGCUGUGAUCCAACUCAGUGAACCUCAACCCACACUGAAACUGGAGACCUUGUUUGCCGAGCCCGAAGUGAUUUCCAUUCCCGUGGAAGUCCAGGAGCCAGAGGUUCAGGCUUCCGAACCAGCGGUGACUUUUGUUCAACCCGAGGAAGUAAAGGAGGAGGUGGAACUACCCACCAAAGUGGAGAUUGAUACCAGGAUUGAGGAUGUCAAGCCCAUUGAAGCCAUCGAAGAGAUUCCUACUGUUAUAGUGGAACGUCUAGAUGAAUCAAAGCCUAUGGAGAAUGAAAUUAAGACCGAAGAGCAGAAGGAAACUAAGGUGACUGAGGAGGUCAAACCAGAGGAAGAGGUCAAGCCAGAAGAGGAGGUCAAACCAGUAGAAGAGGCAGUGAAAACAGAAGAAGAAGAGAUCAAACCUGAAGAGGAAAUCAAACCUGAAGAAGAGAUCAAACCAGAAGAAGUUAUCAUCAAGUCAGAGGAGCAAGUGAAACCACAGGAGGAAAUCGCAGGAGAAGAAGAGCCCGAAGUACCAGCCAAAGUGGAGGAGAUCCAUGAAGCUCAACCCGAGGAAAUCAAAUCCGAGCCAGCCAUUAUGGAAACUACUAACUCCAAUGAAGAACCCCUGAAUCUGGAAACCCUCGAAGCAGCCAAGCCAGCCGAUGCACCCGAGAGCAUGCCAGCCACCCCCGAAAUGGAGCAACAUAGUCCUCUUGUAGAGGAGAUCCUGGAUAACAGCCACGAAGGAGAGGCCCAGGAGUCGCUAGGUGGCUUCAAGCCAGUUGAUCCUGUGAUGGCCGCCGAGGCGGAGCAACUGAUCGUCGAUUUUCUGAAUACUCUAAAGAACAACGAAGAGAAGCCCCAAAUUAACUUGAAGGAUAUUCCUUCACCAGUUGAAAACGCAGAUGUUUCGAUUGAGGAGGCCAAACUGCCGGAACCGGAAAUUGUGGACAAGAAUGCCUCUGUAGAAGAACAGCUUUUAGAAGAAACUGAAGUUAAAAAGAAGCAAAAACCAGAGAUGAUGAAAGAUUCGCCCAUUAUCAACAUUAUGCAAGUGCAGCACAUGCCCAUGGACUAUCAGAUUCCAGUUCAGGUGAUUCCCCUCGAGGAAGAAGAAGUUCAACCCAUUUCCGCCAUCUCUGAGGACUUAGAGAAUGCCAAGGAAAGUGCUGAGGAGAAAAUAAAGGAAGCUAAUCCCGAGGAGGUCAAGGAUGAAGCCCCCGAAGAAGUCAAAGAAGAAAUCAAGGUGGAAACACCUGUCCAAGAAACUUCUCCCGAGGAGGUCAAAGAAACCAUUCCCGAGGAAAUCAAGGAGACAGCUCCUGUGGAAAUCAAAGAGACUGCUCCUGAGGAGCUCCCCGAAUCCCUUCCCGAGGAGACUCCCACCCACGACGAUGAGGCUCAGGAUCAAUCCACUCUAGUCACCGCCGCCUACAUGCCCUCGAUCAGCAUCGAUGACAUCGUGGAGCUGGUCAAAGAGCGACUGGAUCAGACGCCCAAGAAGGAUCAGAUGGCUCCCAUGGAGCUGAUUCUCACGCCAGGAGCGGCUGAGCCCAUGAGCCUGGUGCAGCAGGAGCAAGCGGAGGAGCAGGAAUCCCAGCCAGAGAUGGAGGAGCAACAGGAGGAGGAGCUCAUCCUGCCCAUCUACAAGCGCAUCUCCGCCGCCGAACCCGCCAUGUCCAAGGUGCAAACGCUGCCUGUCACCGUGAGCAAAGUGGAAACGGAAACGGUUUCAGAAACUGAAUCCCAACCGGAAGUGCGGGAACCCAAAAUGGAUGCCCGCAAGCGUCGCUUCCUUUUCCGUGCCGAUGCCAGCUAAAGAGGAUUAAAAAGAGAGAGAGAUCGAGAGAGGAUACCUAAAGGACCGAUAGCAAUCCUGGCGAGGAUUACCCACUAUCCUCCCAUCCUUAGCCCGAACCGGAACCCCGUUCACCUCCUAGUUCCCAAAAACGCUAUCCCACUCAUUUGCAACGUAGGCAAGUUUUAUUUAAUAAUUUUUUGAUUUCCUAGUUUUUAUGGCCAUUUCUCAGCAAAGGAAAAACGCGCGCACGAGAGUUGAAAUUUAAGUUUAGAAUUGUUGUUCCGCAAGAGAGUUAAAGAAACAAAUUACAAACAAACAAAAAAUUGAAAAAAAAAAUCUUAAAAUAAAAAUAUUAAAAAUGAAA
Drosophila takahashii is the source of this 3131-nucleotide messenger RNA. RefSeq names its product probable serine/threonine-protein kinase kinX. The record is from RefSeq and is a predicted model, not a curated record. NCBI's taxonomy places the organism in Eukaryota, Metazoa, Arthropoda, Insecta, Diptera, Drosophilidae. Gene Ontology annotation, molecular function: chitin binding. Gene Ontology annotation, cellular component: extracellular region.